AUGCAGGAAGUGCCACCUGAGGCCACCCAUCUGCUUCACAGGCUAUGCAAGCUAGCAAAGGCCUCAGCCUACACGGCAGAUGCCUCGGCUGAUGCACUGCAGUUCUCCAUCAUGGCCACAGCUGCAGAUGUAGCAGGGCACAGGCUACUCUGGUGGAAAUACUGGACUGCAGAUGUUGAGGCCAAAACCAGCCUAGCAAGCGACCUUUCAAAGGGGGCAAUCUUUCUGCAGAGGGGAGAUGGCUCUGAGUUCACAGCUCAGGGGGAACUAUCAGAAGAGUCACCAGAAGGAGUUAAGCAGCAGAAAGAUGAGUGGAAAGACCAGCAUGGAGCAAAGAGACAAGAGGGGAUACAAACACAGAAUCCGGGGUGUGAAUCCAGUGGGGGGAAAACGUAUAUAUCCUCUGAGGGUGGAGAAAGUUUCAGCCAUAGAUAUAGUCUAACAAAACAUCAGAAGAGACAUACAGAAGGGAAACCUUGUAAAUGCCUGGAGUGUGGAAAGAGCUUCACUCAUCGUCACCACCUUAUUGCACAUCAAAGUUCCCUUAAGACACAUCAAAGAACUCGUACAGGGGACAAGCUUUAUGAAUGUUUGGAGUGUGGAAAAAGCUUCAGUUGUCAUCACUACCUUAGAUUGCAUCAAAGAACUCACACAGGGGACAAACCUCAUAAGUGCUUGGAGCGUGGAAAGAGCUUCCGUCAGAAUGGCGAAAAGUUUGUUCACCCAUAUCCAGCAAGGGGGGCCCUUUCCCCCUUGGUGAGAUAA
Rhineura floridana is the source of this 765-nucleotide messenger RNA. Its product is annotated as zinc finger protein 418-like. Gene Ontology annotation, molecular function: DNA-binding transcription activator activity, RNA polymerase II-specific; RNA polymerase II cis-regulatory region sequence-specific DNA binding. The coding region runs from base 1 to 765 and encodes 254 amino acids. The record is from RefSeq and is a predicted model, not a curated record. The transcript is spliced from 2 exons. Gene Ontology annotation, biological process: regulation of transcription by RNA polymerase II. Gene Ontology annotation, cellular component: nucleus. Lineage: Eukaryota; Metazoa; Chordata; Lepidosauria; Squamata; Rhineuridae.